This is a messenger RNA of Carassius gibelio (silver crucian carp), 2131 nucleotides long. It is a transcript of the gene tfap4, whose product is annotated as transcription factor AP-4 (activating enhancer binding protein 4). The transcript has 7 exons. Gene Ontology annotation, cellular component: nucleus. Bases 263 to 1267 code for a protein of 334 amino acids. Lineage: Eukaryota; Metazoa; Chordata; Actinopteri; Cypriniformes; Cyprinidae. The record is from RefSeq and is a predicted model, not a curated record. Gene Ontology annotation, biological process: regulation of transcription by RNA polymerase II. Gene Ontology annotation, molecular function: DNA-binding transcription factor activity, RNA polymerase II-specific; RNA polymerase II cis-regulatory region sequence-specific DNA binding; protein dimerization activity.
CUGCAAACACACACAUGCAGAAGGAGGGAGGGAAAGAGAGCGAGCGCGCGCCACACACACACUACGAGGGAACCCCAUCAGCUGGAAGAGCAGAGUAACCUUACAACUCAACACUCAUCUUCCGCGCUCAUGCCCCAUAUCGGCAGGACACGCACAGCUCUGCUUCUUAAAUGAGAAAGAGACACGAAGAAGCUGUUUUGUUUUUAAACCGAUAAAGUACAAGAAGAAUCGAGGAGCCAGAGCUGGAGAGAAGCGGGGAAGCAUGGAGUAUUUCAUGGUGCCAGCUCAGAAGGUGCCCUCCUUGCAACAUUUCAGGAAAACCGAGAAAGAAGUCAUAGGGGGCUUGUGCAGCUUAGCAAACAUUCCCCUCACGCCAGAGACGGCGCGGGACCAGGAGCGGCGUAUUCGGCGGGAAAUCGCCAACAGUAACGAGCGCCGGCGCAUGCAGAGCAUCAACGCUGGCUUCCAGUCUCUGAAAACACUCAUCCCGCAUAGUGACGGAGAAAAGCUAAGCAAGGCUGCCAUCUUACAGCAGACGGCCGAAUACAUCUUUUCUCUGGAGCAGGAAAAGACGAGGCUGCUGCAACAAAACACCCAACUCAAACGCUACAUACAGAAGGAGUUCAGCGGCUCGUCCCCGAAGAGGAGGCGCGCAGAGGAGAAGGAUGAAGGGAUUGGAUCUCCAGACAUCCUGGAGGAGGAGAAGGUGGAGGACCUUCGGCGAGAGAUGAUCGAACUCCGACAGCAGCUGGAUAAAGAGCGCUCCGUUCGCAUGAUGCUGGAAGAACAGAUCCGCUCGUUGGAUGCCCACUUGUACCCAGAGCAGCUAAAGGUGAUCGCUCAGCAGGUCCAGGAGCAGCACGUGCAGACGCAAACCCUGCUUCGUCUUCAACAGCAGCAACAAGAACAGCUGGAAAAAGAGACCAACACACCUGCUCGCAGCCCGCUGGUGUUUUCUCCUGCCACGCCGCCUGCGCCCACUCAUCACGCCACAGUAAUUGUUCCCGCCCCUGCGCCGCCGCCCCCUCCCCAUCAUGUGACUGUGGUGACCAUGGGCCCCACCUCCGUGAUCAACACAGCAUCCACAUCACGACAGAACUUGGACACCAUUGUGCAGGCCAUCCAGCACAUCGAAGGCACGCAGGACAGGAUGGUUGUACCCGAGGAGGAAAAGCGCCGGGCGGUCAUCGUCACCUCGGGCCGUGUCCUCACAGACACCGGUGACUCCGACACCGCCUCUGACAACGAAGGAUCUGAGGACUGUUAACUGCCCGGACACCCCCACCACCAAUUCGCACCACCACAUGUAACGGGGGGCGCAGAAAAUGGGGGGAGGGGGUCUGUGGCCAAAGGCCUCCCGCAGAAAUACUCUUUCUUUCUCUCUCCUCUCUUCCUGUCGCUGUCUUCUUCAUACUUGCAUACGGGACUCACAGACUCAAUGACUUGAAGGUUUCUGGGGGUUGGGGUGGGAGGGGAAACAAAACAAAAACAAGAAAAAAAAUUAAAUGUUACAGGAAAUGUGCUGAUAACCCAACGAGCACGCUUAUGUAUACUCACACAGUACACUAUAACCCCAUAGCACUCUGGUAACAUGUUGAUACAUUCAUAUUAUACAGCUCUUACUCAUACUCCGUCGAACUGUCUUCUGUUUUCACAACGCACGCUCCCAGGUAAGCGAUUUUGUGAGGGAAUCACAAAAUCUCCGUCAGAAUCUGCCACAGGUCUUCCAAGCCUCUGCUUCAUUAUUUCCUUUUCUACAUCCUGCCCAUAAGAGGGCAGUAGAGUGUUCUGAUUGGAGGGAACCCAUUACGGCGUCUCAAAAUGAACACUUUGCCCCACCACCCUCUGGUUGCGUCAUAUUAUCUAUCCAUUCUGGGGAGGCUUGAAGCAUCACUGUGAGCCAAUGAGACUUCAGAAACCUGUUCCACACCAUGGCUUCCGAAACUUUAGAGGAAAUGUUACCUUUUAUUUGUUUUUUCUUUUUGUUUUGGUGCAGACGCGCUCCUAGAUUUCCAUUUGCUGGUGGGCACCUUUGAUUGUCGUCUUGUCAAUGGAGGGACAAAGACCGGCACUGCUUAGAGGGGCUCCGAGCACUUUGUAAAUAACGCAAAGUUAUUACACAAAGAGGGGG